CUUUUGCCUUAGCCUCCCAACGGGAUUCAGCACAAUCUUUCGAAAUGGGCGGAGCAAUUUUGUUUUUUGCUUUUUUCUUUUCCUAAAAACCUCUGGCGGUCUUUUCACAGAUAUAAGAUUUCCUCAAACACAGUUCGUUUCAUAGAUAUAUCUUCGGGUAGUUUUUUUUUUUUUUUAUUUUGAUAUUUUGUCUUCUAUCAGCUACAUCCGAUCUCUAUUAGCUCAAAAUCUCUAUUGGGGGCUUCGAAUCUCUGUAGUUUGAUUCCCCAUAUUUUAAGAUGCCGGCCACAGCAGGAAGGGUUCGCAUGCCUGCAAAUAAUAGGGUACAUAGCAGUGCUGCUCUCCAGACUCAUGGUAUAUGGCAGAGUGCAAUUGGGUAUGACCCAUAUGCACCCAACAAGGAUGAUACUAAAAAUUCUUCCCAGCAAAAGCCUUCAAAUGCGGAACCUGAGUCAGAGAAUUCAUACGCCAGCUUCCAGGGCCUCUUAGCUCUUGCCCGAAUCACGGGUUCCAGUGCUGAUGAAGCUCGUGGUGCUUGCAAGAGGUGUGGUCGUGUUGGUCAUCUGGCUUAUCAAUGUAGAAACUUUUUUAGUGUUAAGGAUGACAAGGAGAAAGACCCAGAAGCAGUCCAAGUAGCAGCUUUGUCUGGAUUGGAAAAUAUGAUGGGUAAUGGAAAAUUUGCAGCUGUGAGCAAGGAGAGUGAGGAAGAGGACAGUGACACUUCAGAUUCUGAGGCAGAUUCAGAGAUCGAGAGGAUUAUUGCUGAAAGGUAUGGUAAGAGGAGCAGUAGUAAGAAGAGGUCAUCUAAGAAAGAGAAUUCUGAUGAAGGGUCAGAUUCCGAUUCUGGGGAGAGGAAGAAAAGGGGAAGGUCAAGGAAAAGGAGUAGUAAGAAGAGGGGCACUAACGAUUCAGAGAAUGAGGAUGAAGGUAAAAUGAAAAAGAGGAGGAGAAGGAAGAGGGAUGAGUCCUCUGAGGACGAGGAAGAGAGGCAGCAUUAUAAGAGAAAGAAUAGGAAGGAGAAGAGGAGGAGGAGGAGGAGGAGGAGGAUAAGUCACAGCUAUACUGACGAUUCUCAAUCAGAUGCAUCUGAUGACUCUGCCAGAAGGCAAAGGCGAAAGAGCAGGAAGUCAGCAUCAGCAUCUGAUUCUGAUGUGAGUGGCUCUGAUGACUCACGAGUUGGAAGGGUUACAAAGCGACAUGAUAAGAGAGUGAAAAGCGCCACCAUGAGGAGGAUGGGCCACCCCCUGCUAGUGAAGGGAUCGAUGGGUUAAUAUGUAGACUGAGUUACAA
Molecule: messenger RNA, 1290 nt
Organism: Manihot esculenta (cassava)
Lineage: Eukaryota; Viridiplantae; Streptophyta; Magnoliopsida; Malpighiales; Euphorbiaceae
Product: CAX-interacting protein 4
Exons: 3
Coding region: 279-1271 (330 amino acids)
Molecular function (GO): zinc ion binding; nucleic acid binding
Source: RefSeq, a predicted model, not a curated record